This is a messenger RNA of Panicum hallii, 2547 nucleotides long. Its product is annotated as oligopeptide transporter 4-like. Gene Ontology annotation, biological process: transmembrane transport. The transcript has 6 exons. Bases 116 to 2395 code for a protein of 759 amino acids. Lineage: Eukaryota; Viridiplantae; Streptophyta; Magnoliopsida; Poales; Poaceae. Gene Ontology annotation, molecular function: oligopeptide transmembrane transporter activity. The record is from RefSeq and is a predicted model, not a curated record.
CGCGCGCCUCACUCGCAAGCCGCGGCGCGGAAAGCUCUUCCUCGCUCGCGCUCAAAAGCGCAGCGGCACGCGCGGGCAGCUGGGCCGCCGGCAUUAUUCAAUCCGCCCACGCGCGAUGGGUGAGAUCGGCGCGGACGACCGCGGCCUGGCGGCGGCCGGCAAGGAGGAGGAGGGCGUCGCCGGCGGCGGUGGCGGCGGCGAGGAGGAGGAGGAGGCGUCGCCGAUCGAGCAGGUGCGGCUGACGGUGCCGUCGACGGACGACCCGUCGCUGCCGGUGUGGACGUUCCGGAUGUGGAGCAUCGGGCUGCUGUCGUGCGCGCUCAUGAGCUUCCUCAACCAGUUCUUCACCUACCGGACGGAGCCGCUCAUCGUGACGCAGAUCACGGUGCAGGUGGCGUCGCUGCCCGUGGGCCACUUCAUGGCCCGGGUGCUGCCGCGCACCAGGUUCCGGGUGCCCGCACUGCUCGGCGGCGGCGAGUGGAGCCUCAACCCGGGGCCCUUCAACAUGAAGGAGCACGUGCUCAUCUCCAUCUUCGCCAACGCCGGCUUCGCCUUCGGCGGCGGCAACGCCUACGCCGUCGGCAUCAUCGACAUCAUCCGCGCCUUCUACCACCGCCACAUCUCAUUCUUCACCGCCUGGCUCCUCGUCAUCACCACGCAGGUGCUCGGAUACGGGUGGGCGGGGCUGAUGCGCAAGUACGUGGUGGAACCCGCGCACAUGUGGUGGCCGAGCACGCUCGUCCAGGUCUCCCUCUUCCGGGCACUGCACGAGAAGGAUGAUGCCGGCACAGGUUCGCGCCAGAUCUCCCGCUCCAAGUUCUUCAUGGUGGCGCUCGCGUGCAGCUUUGCAUGGUACGCCGUUCCAGGCUACCUCUUCCCGGCCCUGAUGUCCAUCUCAUGGGUGUGCUGGGUCUUCUCCAAGUCCGUUACAGCGCAGCAGCUUGGGUCAGGCAUGAAGGGCCUUGGCCUCGGCGCCUUCACACUCGACUGGUCCACGGUCUCCUCCUUCCUCUUCAGUCCCCUCAUCUCGCCCUUCUUCGCCACCGUCAACAUCUUCUUUGGCUAUGUGUUCUUCGUCUACCUGAUCAUGCCGAUAGCAUAUUGGGGGUUCAACCUGUACAACGCCAAGACGUUCCCCAUCUUCUCUUCACACCUGUUCAUGUCAAACGGCACCAAGUACGACAUCCCUUCAAUUGUCAACACUCAGUUUCAGCUUGAUAAGGAUGCGUACAAUCAGCAUGGCAAAGUCAACCUCAGCAUAUUCUUCGCACUCAGUUAUGGGUUCAGCUUCGCCACCAUUGCUGCCACCAUAACGCAUGUCGGGCUCUUCUACGGAAAGGAAAUCUACCACCGCUUCAAAGCAUCGCAGCAGGAGACGCCUGACAUCCACACAAGGUUGAUGAAGAAGUAUGAUGACAUCCCUGCAUGGUGGUUCUACUCGCUGAUGGCGCUUUCAGUUACAGUGUCCCUCCUCCUCUGCACUGUACUGAAGCGCGAGGUCCAGCUCCCAUGGUGGGGUCUCAUCUUCGCGUGUGGCAUGGCAUUCAUCUUCACCCUUCCCAUCAGCAUCAUCACUGCGACAACCAACCAGUCACCUGGUCUGAAUGUGAUCACUGAGUAUGCCAUGGGUCUGAUUAUGCCGGGCUAUCCUAUUGCCAACGUCUGCUUCAAGGUUUAUGGCUACAUGAGCAUGUCACAGGCUGUUGCUUUCCUCUCGGACUUCAAGCUUGGCCACUAUAUGAAGAUCCCUCCCAAAUCCAUGUUCCUUGUUCAGUUUGUUGGUACUAUCGUGGCUGGCACGGUCAACCUUGGGACGGCAUGGUGGCUGCUCGGCUCCAUCAAGGACAUCUGCUCGGAUUCACUCCCACCAGACAGCCCGUGGACAUGCCCUGGUGACCGUGUGUUCUUUGAUGCAUCAGUGAUAUGGGGCCUUGUCGGUCCGAGGCGCAUCUUUGGGUCAGCUGGGAACUACGGCGCCCUCAACUGGUUUUUCCUCAUUGGCGCAGCAGGCCCAGUUAUUGUAUACGCUCUCCACAGGAUGUUCCCCAACCAGAGGUGGAUACCAUUGAUCAAUCUGCCAGUGCUCCUUGGUGCAACGGCCAGCAUGCCCCCAGCAACGGCUGUGAACUAUAACUCAUGGCUGCUCAUUGGCACCAUCUUCAAUUUCUUUGUGUUCCGGUACCGGAAGAAGUGGUGGACAAGGUACAACUACAUUCUCUCUGCUGCGCUUGACGCUGGAGUUGCAUUCAUGGGGGUGGUGCUGUACUUCUCACUGACAAUGGAGAACAAAAGCAUCGAUUGGUGGGGCACAGCUGGAGAACACUGUCCUCUAGCCUCGUGUCCUACAGCUAAAGGGGUGGAUUUGGGUCCCGAUAGUGUCUGCCCAGUGUUCUAAGUUUAGAGUUUAAUGACUCAAGGUACAGCUGCAAAAAUAGUUGAUCAAUUGUUGUGUUGUAUGAAGUAUAAUACAGCUACAUAAACGUCAUAGCCUUGUAUACUUAUAGUCAAUUUCAUAGAAAAGAAAGAUCUAGGGCCUGUUUGGAGACA